Condylostylus longicornis is the source of this 2438-nucleotide messenger RNA. RefSeq lists its product as uncharacterized. The record is from RefSeq and is a predicted model, not a curated record. NCBI's taxonomy places the organism in Eukaryota, Metazoa, Arthropoda, Insecta, Diptera, Dolichopodidae. Gene Ontology annotation, cellular component: membrane. Gene Ontology annotation, molecular function: group II metabotropic glutamate receptor activity. Gene Ontology annotation, biological process: regulation of synaptic transmission, glutamatergic; G protein-coupled glutamate receptor signaling pathway. Bases 1 to 2301 code for a protein of 766 amino acids. The transcript is spliced from 5 exons.
AUGGUUUAUGAGCAUAGAAGUUUAAGUUUACCUUUACCUUUAACAGUAUUAAACAUAAAUAAUAACAAUAUAACUAUAAAUCAUAAUCAACAGCAAUUAAGAUUCGGUGAUCGUUUAUUACCGUUAAAAUCAAAACAACAAAAUUCAAUAUUAUCUAGUUCUAGUAUUUACAAUCAUACAACAUCUGAUACAAAUCAUAAUAAUAAUAAUAAUCAAUAUAUAAAAAAUCAAAAUUUUAAAAAUAAUUAUAUGCUAUCGGCAACAAAAGAUAAUAUAGAUACUAAAAAUUAUAUUAUUGAAUCUUUAAUAUACAAUGGUAGUGAUAAUGUUGAUAUACCGGUUAAUCAACGACAACAUUCUCAGAAGCAAGGUAUAUUGCAAUUACAUGAGCCGCGUCAGUUAAAUAAUAAUAAUAAUAAUAAUCAACAAGAACAUCACCAAUAUAAUAAUUAUUAUCAAAAUCAACAGAAACAAAAAGAUCUAUACACUGAUGAAUAUAUACAACAACAGGAGCAUUUAUUAAUUCAAGAAUUUAAUAGUGGAAUUGCUAAUUACAAUAAUAAUAAAAAUGAUAAUAACAAUAAUAAGGAAAAAUUUUCACAAUAUCAUAAAAUUGAUAAUGAAUUAAAUCAAUCGAAUGUUUCAAAAGCAGAUCGUUUAAUUGAAAUGUCAACAGAAUUUUUUAUUAUACCAACAUCGAAUCCAUCAUCUUUAUCUGGAUCAUCAUCAUCUGGUACAUUAGAUCGUAAUCAUAGAUCAAAAUUACAUUCACCAUCUAGGACAGGACAACCAAUAACUGCACGACCAGUAUUAAUUUUAGCAUCUAGAACACCACCACCAAAUAAUUCAUUUUCUGGUGGUAAUUUAGCAACACCACCUACAAUAUAUAGUACAGUUAAUUUAACUGGUUUACGUAAAGAAGCAUGGGUAAUACCAGUUUUAGUUAUGGCAUCAUUAUCAAUGACUAUGAUGGCUGCAUUCGAAAUUUUUGUAUUAUUUAAAGCAUGGAGAACUUCACCAUCAAGAAGACAUUUGUUUUUAGGACAAAUGCUCUUAUUAGGAUUAUUUGCGUGCUCCGGUUUAGGUGCUAUAUUAACAGCAACACCAUCAGUUAUUUCUUGUGCAACAAUUAGAUUUGGUGUUGGUGUUGCAUAUGCAUUAGUAUUUGCAGCAUUAUUAGUUAAAUGUGUAUUUCUAAUUAGUUUAAAUGGUGGUGUUUAUUUACCAGCACCAUAUCAAGGAUUAUUAUUAUUAUUUGCUGUUCUAAUACAAGUUGCAAUUGGUGCACAAUGGUUAGUAACACAACCACCAGAAAUUCACAGUUUAAAUGUACCAUAUGGUGCUCAAUUAGGUGGAACAAAUAAAUUUUCAAUGUUAAUAGGUGCAACAGAUAUACAACAUCGUUUACAUGGUACAUUAGUACCACUAUGUAAAACACAAUUUUCCGAAUUAUUAUUAUCAUUAAUUUAUAUAUUUUUUUUAAUUGUAUUUGUUGCCGUACUUGCAAUUAAAUCACGUGGUAUACGUGAUAAUUAUCGUGAAGCAACAUAUAUUGGUUUAGCAAUCGGUGGCUCAAUACCAAUAUGGUUAGGUUGGACAUUAUGCGGUUUAGCUGUAGCUGAUCGUCAUAAAGAUGCAUGUACUGCAUUCGGUUUAAUAGCAACAUCAGCUACAGUAUUUUUAGUUAUGUUUAUGCCAAAAGGAAGACAAUUAGCAGCAAUGGGAAAAGAAGGAUUAUAUGUUGAAGAUCGUGAAGAACAAUUUAGUUCAUUAUCAAGAGCAGGUUCGGGAUAUUCACCAUCAUUUUUUCAUUUUAAACCAAUCAAAUAUGGUGUUAUGGGUCCAAUGCCAAAUUCAACAACGAAUACUGGCAAUGGACAUAAUAGCAAUAACAGUAAUAAUAUUAAUACAAAUAUAAAUAACAAUAACAGUAGUAGCUCAAAGCAUUUACCAGGUGCUACACUAGCUGGUGGAGAUCGUGUGGCACUUGUUGCAGCAGCACCACCAAGUUAUACCCGUAUGUAUCAUUAUUUCCCAGCACAUGUGACACAUCCAUUUUGUUUUUAUCCACAACCUCCACCACCACCCCCACCGUUAUCGCCAUUACCGCCGCCAUUAAAAGCUAUCGGAAGCUCAUUAGCCUCAACACCAGCACAAAUAGCACAAACACUGAGGUAUCCAGGUUUAUUCAUACGUCCCGAUGAAGCUAACCUAUAUACCACAUUGGAGCCGACAUUAAGUAGUAAUCCGAAUGUAUUCUUUCAACGUAGUGGUGCCGUACAUCCAGGAAUGAUGUACUAAUUAUUUUAGUUUAAAAUUAACUGUGUAUAAUUAUAAAAAAAAAAAAAUUUAAAUUGUGCUGAGACGAAACGAAGAAGUUUUCAAGAAUUAUGUUAGAAACGAAAAAAAUUUCAAAAUAUUCAAAUGAUUGAUGAACC